AUGCUUGUUAUUGAUCCACCCUACAGGGUGUUCCCGGCUUUGUCCACUCUACAUGAAUGCGUUCUACUUGCGUUACAGGCGGUUUCUGCAAUUCGAGUUUCAUUACAUUCACCUUUUGAAAUUACCAGUCAAUCAAGCAGUAGGCUGUCAAAACGAUCACCCGUUGUGUUGGGUGGUGAUGUUGCUCAAUGCUACACAAUGAGAUUUAAUGUUGAUGGAGUUGAUUUGCAUCUACGGCUCGAUUCAAUGAUUUCUGAUAUAAUCGUACCACUUCCUAGUUCAAGUGACGAUUUAGGUUCGACUCCAGAAAGUACUCCAAGUGGGGAACCUAUUACUAUAAAUUACAGAGGCAAUGAUUAUAAUGCAUUUAGUUCCACAGCCGCUGUGACAAUUUCGGGUACCGAAAUAACUGGAAUUGAUUUACCAGUAUUGGCAGUUCAAAAAAAGUCGCCAGAUCUAUUUGGUAUCAAUCCAAAUUUUGAUGGAGUAUUUGGCUUUGGCCACCCAUCGUUGUCAGAGCAUCAUUCACCAAUCACUGCGAUGGAUGUUUUGUACAAUGGUGGUGUCAUUUCCAAUAACGAGGUUAGUCUUCAACUAUGCUCGCAUGAUAUUUUUCAGCAAAGCUUCGUCAAUAUAGGAAACACGGAUAUAACUCCAAAAUGUGGAACGGAUGGAACAAGUGUCGCGUGGGUACAAUCGCCAACAAACGAUUGUCAUAAUGUCAACAUCAAGAGUAUACUAAUCAAUGGCGAACAAGCGAAUCUGCCUGCUGAAUUUCAAAAAAAGGUGGAAGAUGAUCAUACUUUGUAUUCAUAUAUACAAACAUGUUCUUCAUAUAUGAUUUUUCCUGAAACAGUCGUGACUGCGUUGGUUGGUGCUAUUCUUGAUAGUGGUGCGAUCACUAUCAAAAAUAAUCUGUUUACUAGCAAGCUCAGCAAAAGAGAAAUUAAAAAAAUAUUUUGGAGAAGCUACGCAAUGCCUGAAUCCACUUACAAUAUCGAUUGGAACAAGCUGCCGUCGCUUUCGAUUACAAUGCAUGCUGAAACUCCCGUAACCCUUGAAAACUAUAAUUCCGUUGUAACAAUCAAACUAAGUCCCAAAGACUAUAUACAGAGAGUCAAUUCUGAAAGAUUCCUGUUUGCUGUAGCAGUUGGUUCAAAUGAUCGUGCAGCUCUUGGUAUACCAUUUAUGACCCGACUUACAGUCACAUUUGAUCGAGCACAUAAACGCAUUGGAUUUGGUCCUGGAUGUGAAUGCGAAACUGCAACCAGCGAAUAUCCUACUAUUUCGAAUGGUGAUCGAGUGCUCUGGCCAUUAACACAAUUGCCUGAAGAACCAAGUACUUCAGGUUCAGAUGGUACAUCUACUCUUAGGAGAUUGUCGCGACUUGGUAAUACUCUCCGUGGUAGUAAGCAAUCAAAGUUUAAUUACAAGAAAACUGGUGACUAA
Batrachochytrium dendrobatidis JAM81 is the source of this 1449-nucleotide messenger RNA. RefSeq lists its product as uncharacterized. The transcript has 5 exons. The coding region runs from base 1 to 1449 and encodes 482 amino acids. Lineage: Eukaryota; Fungi; Chytridiomycota; Chytridiomycetes; Rhizophydiales. Gene Ontology annotation, molecular function: aspartic-type endopeptidase activity. The record is from RefSeq and is a predicted model, not a curated record. Gene Ontology annotation, biological process: proteolysis.